ACUGCAUCAGACUGGAGACACACACACACACACACACACACACACACACAUACGCCGGGGGGACAUAAUAGAGCAGAUAUAUUCAGUCUUUGAUGGUUCCCCCCACCACCACCACCACCACCAUCUCCUCUCUGUUCCUUUUUCCUGCACAAKCGUCAGGAUGCUGAUUCCGGUCGGAGCAUCAUCAUGGAGAAACACAUGAAGAAAAAGCCCUCAGCUCCAUUUUUCCCCCUUCUUCUCUCUAGCAGCUCAACAAUAACGACAUAAUGUGGCUCGCUGUGCCGGAGGGAAAAUAACCAAAUAUGUGGAUACCCACAGAAGAGGAGAAAAUCGGAGUUGUGACCUGCAACUUUCGGUCACCAAUAUGUCAGGCGCUGGUCCUGGAGAUGGGGGAAACGGUACAGAUUCUGGAGAAAUGUGAAGGUUGGUACAGAGGCUUUUCCACCAAGAAACCAUCUGUUAAGGGGAUUUUCCCAAUCAGCUAUAUCCACUUGAAGAAGUCCACAGUGACAAACAGAGGGUUGUGUGAGACAGUGGUGCCCCUGGAGGACCCUAUCAUCACAGAGACCACCUCCACACUGCAGGAAUGGGGCGUCCUGUGGAAGCAGCUCUACGUGAAACACAAGGUGGAUCUGUUCCACAAGCUUCGUCAUGUGAUGAAUGAGCUCAUCGACCUGCGCCGGCAGCUAAUCCAAGGCCACCUCUCUCAGGACCAGACUCGCGAGAUCAAGCGGCACAUCACCGUUCGCCUCGACUGGGGCAAUGAGCACCUCGGCCUGGACCUUGUUCCCAGAAAAGAGUUUGAAAUGGUGGAUCCAGAUCAGAUCAGCGUGUCGGAGCUGUACAAACUGCACGUAUCCAGCAGACACUGUGGCCAGCAAAGCACAAACCAGGGCGAUAGCCUCAGACAGCGCCAUGGCGAUGGCUGCCGUGUCCCUGUGUCGCACCACCUCUUCAUCAAUCUGAAGAGCUUUACUUACAACAGCAUCAGCGAAGAUGCAGACGUCUUCUUCUCUCUGUACGACACACGCGAGGCCAAACAGAUCAGUGAGAAGUUCCUGGUGAAACUGAACAAAAAUGGAGGACCAAAGAAUCCAGAGAAGGUUGAUCGUCUGUGUGCUCUCUUUACGGACCUAAGCAGUAAAGACUUGAAGAGAGACCUGUACAUUGUUGCACACGUCAUAAGAACAGGUCGCAUGCUGCUGAACGACUCAAAGAAAGGCCCUCCUCACGUUCAGUACAGACGGCCUUAUGGCUGCGCCGUGCUGGCCAUGAGCGAUGUUUUCCACACCAUCACAGACCUCAAGGAAGAGAAGGACUUUGUGCUCAAAGUUUACACAUGUAACAAUGAGAACGAGUGGUACCAGGUACACGAGAACAUCAUUCGCAAGUCCAACACCAAGUACUCAGCCCCAAGCACCAACUACGGCCUCAUCAUUUCUCUGCAGCUGCUGCGAGGAGAGCUGGAGCACAUCAGACGGGAGAACCAGGCUGUGUUCAACAGGGCCUUGGCGCUCACACGCAAGCUGGGUUUCCCAGAUGUCAUCCUGCCAGGUGACACACGGAAUGACCUGUACCUGACCUUGGAGCGCGGGGAGUUUGAGAGAGGUGGCAAGAGUGUCCAGAAGAACAUCGAAGUCACGCUCUAUGUGCUGUACGCCGACGGGGAUACACUCAAAGACUGCAUCAGUUUGGGCACUGGCGAGCCAAAUGCCUCUGAGUAUCGCUCGUUCGUCCUGUAUCACAACAACGGCCCUCGCUGGAGCGAGAUGGUCAAGCUGCCCAUUCCCAUAGAUCGUUUCAGAGGGUCCCAUCUCCGCUUUGAGUUCCGACACUGRUCCACUAAAGACAAAGGGGAGAAGAAACUUUUUGGGUUUGCUUUCACUCCCCUGAUGAGAGAGGAUGGGACCACGCUGUCGGAUGAGAUCCACGAAUUAUAUGUGUACAAGUGUGAUGAAAACGCKACCUUCAGUAACCAGGGUCUGUACCUGAGCCUUCCCUGCUGUAAAGAGGACUUCAACAGCUGCCCCAACCUGCCAGCCAACCUGCCUUUCCAGAGAAGCCCCAAAGAAACCUUCUGGGUCUCUACAAUACUCUGCUCCACCAAACUCACUCAGAAUGUCGAUCUUCUGGCUCUUCUGAACUGGAAGGCCCAUCCYGACCGGGUGCUGGACAUCCUCGGUCGACUUCGCCAAAUCAGUGGAGAGGAGAUUGUAAAAUUCCUGAGAGACGUCCUGGAUACGCUUUUCUGUCUCUUAGAUGACAACACCGAUAAAUAUGGACCGCUGGUUUUCCAGUCUUUGGUGUUCAUCAUUAACCUGCUCAGGGACAGCCGCUUCUACCACUUCAGACCCGUCAUGGACGCCUACAUCCAGAACCACUUUGCUGGCGCCUUGGCGUACAAAGAACUGAUUCGAUGUUUGAAGUGGUACAUGGACCGCUCAGCRGAGGUCGUCCGACAGGAUCACAUACAAGAAGCCAUGAGGGCUUUGGAGUACCUGUUCAAGUUCAUUGUGCAGUCUCGAAUCCUGUAUGCAAGAGCCACCUGUGGGAUGGAGGAGGAGCCGUUCAGAGCCAGCAUCCAGGAGCUGUUCCAGUCCAUCCGCUUCGUCCUGAGCCUGGACAGCCGCAGCUCUGAAAAUCUGGUCUUCACACAGGCAGCGCUGUUGAACAGUUUCCCUGAUAUCUUUGAUGAGCUGCUGCAGAUGUUCACCGUUCAGGAGGUGGCUGAAUAUGUCAGGGGCACCCUGGGGAGCAUGCCCAGCACGGUGGACAUCGGUCAGUCCAUGGAUGUGGUGAAACUGCAGUCCAUCGCUCGCACGGUUGAGAGCCGCCUCUUUUUCUUCCCCGAGUCCCGUAGUAUACUGCUGCCGGUCGUUCUGCAUCAUAUCCAUCUGCAUCUGCGCCAGCAGAGGGAGCUGCUCAUUUGUUCUGGGAUCCUGGGAAGCAUCUUUUCGAUAAUCAAAACAAGCUCCAUGGAGUCUUCUGUUCAGGAGGAGGUGGAAAUGAUGGUGGAGAGCUUACUGGAUGUGCUGCUGCAGACUCUGCUGUCCAUCAUGAGCAAAUCUCAUUCUGUGGAGACGUCCAGAGGACAGCGCUGUCCUCAGUGCACCGCAGAGAUAACGGGGGAGUAUGUUUCCUGCCUUCUCUCUCUGCUCCGGCAGAUGACYGAGAUUCACUUUCACCAUCUGCUCAACAGCUUCCACAGCAAGGAGGAACUAAAGGAGUUCCUGCUGAAGAUUUUCUGCGUAUUUCGCAACCUAAUGAAGCUGACCAUCUUCCCCCGGGACUGGAGCGUGAUGCGGCUGCUGACUAGUCAUAUCAUUGUGGUGACGACGCAGUUUCUGUCACCGGCACUGCACAAGAACUUCUCUGAGGGAGACUUUGAUUUUAAGGUGUGGAAUUCCUUCUUUAGCCUCACAGUUCUGUACAUCAAUCAGCCCAGUCUGCAGCUCGAAUCACUUCCUCCCGCGAAGAGAAAGAAAACUCUGGACAAGUAUGGUGACUUGAGGGUAAUCAUGGCGUAUGAGCUCUUCAGCAUGUGGCAAAAAUUAGGAGACAACAAGCCCCACUUCAUCCCAGGAAUGAUGGGUCCCUUCCUCGGCGUCACUUUGGUGCCUCAGACUGAAGUUCGGAAUAUCAUGAUCCCGAUCUUUCAUGACAUGAUGGACUGGGAGCAAAGGAAAAAUGGCAAUUUCAAACAGGUCGAGGCAGAGCUGAUGGAUAAGCUGGAGAGCAUGGUGUCGGACGGUAAAGGAGARGAUAACCACAGAGAACUGUUCAGCCUUCUGUAAGCAUCAAAUGUGUUUAUUGAGAUUAAUACUCAAAAUGUGAUCCACUAUAUCUAAAUGAG
Molecule: messenger RNA, 3853 nt
Organism: Austrofundulus limnaeus
Lineage: Eukaryota; Metazoa; Chordata; Actinopteri; Cyprinodontiformes; Rivulidae
Product: dedicator of cytokinesis protein 3
Exons: 33
Coding region: 303-3794 (1163 amino acids)
Biological process (GO): small GTPase-mediated signal transduction
Cellular component (GO): cytoplasm; plasma membrane
Molecular function (GO): guanyl-nucleotide exchange factor activity; small GTPase binding
Source: RefSeq, a predicted model, not a curated record